CGUAAACCUCGUUAGCUGGGCUGGUUUGUGUGAGAGAAGGACUGAAGGAGAUCUGUUUCUGGUUAGCUGUGGGUUAAUAUUAUGCGAAAGAUGCUAACCAUCAUUUCUAACGUUCUGAGGGGCAGCGCCAGCAGGAACGGAGCCGAACUGGUAUCAGAGUCCUCCACUCUCCGGGCCGUUCUGCAGCUCCUGGCGAUCCAGAGCGAAUAUGCUAAUUUGACCGCUCCACAUGAUCAUGAUCCCGACCCCCUUUUACACUUAAAAGAUGCACAACCCCACAGCCCUUUAGCUUCACCUCCUCUAACACAGAUACCUCCUGCAGAAUACAAAGAUUUAGGACACACUAGCAGUGGCCAGGCUUUAGGACACUUGGGGCCACACAACAGACCUCUGACAGAUGUUGUUUCCUCUGAGGCUAUAGCUCAGAAAGGAAGUUACGUGGAACCGCUCAUGACCAGUGGUUCAUCCAUCUCAGAAGAAAUAAACGUGGUUCCUCCACUUACAGAAAGAGUAUCAGAAAAAGAAAAACCUAUAUUUGAAAAGAUCAUCAGUCCCGUUAUAGAUGUUCCUCCAUCACCUGCCCUAAUUACAGUUAAGUUGCCUAACCCAGCCGCCAGUCCAGCACAGUUAUCCCCUGCAGUAGCUAACAGCAGUUCCAGCGUAACCAGCACAGACCCCCACUGUCCCCCACCAGCCGAGAGCCUCCUGGGCCUUGAUAAUUCCUUCCCAGAGAUCACCCACAGCCUGGCUGGAGAGACUCCCUUUCCAGAGCCACAGCUUGCUGUGAGUACUGGCAGCCCCUAUAUUAAAAUUACAUACUGUCUCUUUCAUAUGUAUAUAUAUAUAUAUAUAUAUAUACACACACAGCUUAACAUCAUUUUAACCCUCCUUAUGGUGUAUUGCAUGUCCCUUCCACUUUACCCAGAGCACUUGCAUACUCCAACUCACAAUGCAUCGGCCGAUGACACUUCAAUCACUAAACAGAUUGUUCUUCUACAAACUUUAUUUAAAUGUGACGUACACAAGCUGGAGGAGGGCCCUCCACUGCAGGCUGUGCUUACAAGAGAGGAGGGGCUUCAGUACUACCGCACGAUGCAGACCAUAAGACGUAUGGAGCUCAAAGCCGAUCAGCUCUACAAGCAGAAGAUCAUCAGGGGCUUCUGUCACCUUUAUGAUGGACAGGAAGCGUGUGCGGUUGGUAUUGAGGCAGGUAUCAAUCUAUCAGAUCAUCUAAUCACAGCCUAUCGUGCCCAUGGGUAUACUCUCACUAGAGGGGGCACCGUUCGUGAGAUCAUGGCAGAGCUCACUGGUCGUAGAGGAGGCAUUGCUAAAGGAAAGGGUGGGUCUAUGCACAUGUACACUAAACAUUUUUAUGGAGGAAAUGGAAUUGUGGGAGCUCAGGUGCCUCUUGGGGCAGGUGUAGCUUUGACCUGCAAAUACCUGGGCAAGAACGAGCUGUGUGUCUGUCUCUAUGGUGAUGGUGCUGCAAAUCAGGGUCAGAUCUUUGAAACAUAUAAUAUGGCAUCUCUGUGGAAGCUGCCCUGCAUCUUCAUUUGCGAGAAUAACAAAUAUGGCAUGGGUACUUCUGUGGAGAGAGCGGCGGCUAGUACUGACUACUACAAGAGAGGCGAUUUCAUCCCUGGAUUGAGAGUGGAUGGCAUGGACGUCCUUUGUGUAAGGGAGGCCACCAAAUUUGCUGCUGAACACUGCAGAUCAGGAAAGGUGAGCUCUGCCAUUACUGAUUUGUGCUCCUCCCCAUAUGUGACAACCUUUGCUCUCCUUAUCCACUGUUCCCAUAGUUAUCGCACACGUGAUGAGAUCCAGGAGGUGCGCAGUAAGAGUGACCCCAUCUCGAUGCUGAAGGAUCGCAUGCUGAGCAACAACAUGGCCAGCGUGGAGGAGCUUAAGGAGAUUGAUGUGGAGGUAAGGAAGGAGAUUGAAGAUGCCGCUCAGUUUGCCACCACAGACCCUGAGCCUCCACUGGAUGAUCUUUGCAACCACAUCUUCUACAAUGACCCUCCUAUGGAAGUGCGUGGCACCAACCCCUGGACCAAGCUCAAGUCCGUCAGCUAAAUCGUUUUCCUUAUCAUCCCAAGUCCCCUCCUCUUCCUACCAGUACACCCUCUCCUGUUGAAGCGCACAGCAAAAUAUGAUCACCUCUGAUGUUGCUAUAGGUUUCAUAGACAGUUAUUGGGAAACUCAGCCAAAUCUCUCAGCCACAUUGAGAUAAGUUGCCUCAUUUCACAUGUUAUCAUUGCCUUGUUUUCUUGUUGUCUUCACCAAUCAACAACAUAGCGGUAUUUAACUUGGAAUUAUCGGGACUUUUCAAAUGUCUCCAAUGCCACUAUUGCUUAUUACCCAGUGUCCAUGCCAUGGCAGAAUAUUUAGCUCAUGUCCAUACAUCACAAACACCUACCAUUGUUGGUCUGUGUCAACACACACACACACACACACACUUCUCUCACUUUAUAUAUCAGCAGGAGUGUGUUUUGGCUAAGGUGUCUGAAAUGCAGUCCUAAUUUGACAAAAUAUUUAAAGGGAAAAGUUUUGACAUUUCUAAAUUAUAAAUCUGUGUGGCCAUAUUACAAACGUUUUUGGAAUAUUUAAUUUCGGUUGUAUUUUAACACUCUUCCAACACUCUGAGUGUUUUGAGUGUUUAAUAAAACGCAACAAUAAAACAAGAUUUAAAAUAAACAGCUGAAAAUGUGGCUUUAGAAUGGGAAACGAUUAAUAGAUUUUUACCCUCUCACUCUCUUCAAUUUUUAUUUAAAACAGGACUUUUGUUUU
Molecule: messenger RNA, 2787 nt
Organism: Sinocyclocheilus rhinocerous
Lineage: Eukaryota; Metazoa; Chordata; Actinopteri; Cypriniformes; Cyprinidae
Product: pyruvate dehydrogenase E1 component subunit alpha, mitochondrial-like
Exons: 12
Coding region: 82-2073 (663 amino acids)
Biological process (GO): pyruvate decarboxylation to acetyl-CoA
Cellular component (GO): intracellular membrane-bounded organelle
Molecular function (GO): pyruvate dehydrogenase (acetyl-transferring) activity
Source: RefSeq, a predicted model, not a curated record